CACACUUCGUGAGCUUCCUAAGACCUCAGGCCUCUGCUGGGGACGCCACCAUGCUCAGGCUGGUGAGAUGUGUGGUGGCGUGCUGCCGCUGGGAGAGCUGCGACCCUGUACAGGAGCAGUCAGGAUCGUCCCCAGUUGACAGCAGUUUGCAAAGUCGACAGGAAGUGGUGUCAAGCUCCUCUGCUGAUUGUGCCGAAAUGGUUGAGUCCUUCUGCUUCAGUGUUGUUGAAAGGUGCAGGUCUCUGAGAGAUAGGCCUGAACGUACUGCCCAUGAGGAAGGAAGUGGACUGUCUCAGGAGUUGACAACCUUGCAAGUGGUGAGCAUCUCUGAUGAUAUUCUUAGCACUGAACAAUCAGUUCUGGAAACCGAAAUCCUAAUUGGUUGUGUUAGUAAUACAUGGGAUGGUUUUGUCUAUAUAAGUGAAACAAUCUACUUCUCCCUAGACAUCAUUUCUGAAGGUUUUGUGCCUUAUAAGGGAGACUGGUUAGAAGUUGAGUAUUCCAUGGAACCAUGCACCUCAAACAUCAGAGCUCACUCAGCAAAGCCGAUGAACUGUAAUCAUAUCAAAGAGCUCUGUAUUACCAGUAUGCAUGGAAGCCAUGGAGUGAUAGCUAAUAGUAUAUUUUUCACUUUGAAUUCCCUGCUAUGUCCUGAGGGAUAUGUGCCUGAAAUCCAUGAUGUGGUCAAUGUGGACAUCUUAAGGAGUCAUCAGGGGUGCUAUCUUUGGAGAGCAGUUUCUAUCACCCCAGUGCAAAUUGUGGCAUUUUAACAUAUUUUUCCCUGUCCUUCUUUAUUUCUAAGGUCAAUUAAGGGCCUGAUUCAGUUGCAACUUUCAGUGUGGUUAUCAGAAAAAGUAUUUUAAGUAUAGCUUCUAUGCUACAACCAUCUGAAAUACUGGCAGAUUCACGGGAUACCACCAAUCAGAUGUAAGGCAGGGCAUCAGUUGUGCAGCAAACCAAAAUUGGGGCAUUAUACUAGGAAAACGGGUUGGAAAACUGCAGUUAAUUCU
Ochotona princeps (American pika) is the source of this 1010-nucleotide messenger RNA. Its product is annotated as cancer/testis antigen 55-like. The coding region runs from base 51 to 770 and encodes 239 amino acids. The record is from RefSeq and is a predicted model, not a curated record. The transcript has 5 exons. NCBI's taxonomy places the organism in Eukaryota, Metazoa, Chordata, Mammalia, Lagomorpha, Ochotonidae.